CAGUGCCCAGCGAUCAGAGAGUGCUUGAAUUCUUAUUACUGUCACCUUAGCAAGCGCCACAAAGCUGGAAGGCAGAAAAUAAAUGGCUGGCUCAAGGAAGGUCCAAUUUGCAGGAGGGAAAAAGGGAAGAAGGACCAAAGUGUAUUGAAUAGGAAGACUUCAGAGAGGAGCUGAUGCCAGAACAGGGUUUUGAAGAAUGAAUAAGAGUUUGCCAGUAAGUCCGAAGGUGAAGUCUAGGCAACCUGCUGGAAAGGGAGGGGAGUUACUUGAGGUCGGUCCUUUGUUCAUUCCUUUAUUCAGCAAGGCUUCCCCACGCCGUUUCCUGUGGGGUCCUGGGGUACAGGAGCAGCCCACCCAGCCAAGUGGACCAGGCAGGUCUGGGCGUGGAUGGUGCUGAUUGAUGCAGGGCGGUCAGGGCUGCGGUGGGGCUGCCCAUGGUGGGAGGGGUCCACACCACCUGCUCCCAGCUGCUCUCUGGCCUCAAGCGCUGUGCUGGCUCCUCAGCCGACCCCACGUCACCCAGGCCAGCAAGCAUCCCGCCUGCAAGGAGGGGAGCAGGCAGACAGUGGCCGAGCCAGGGGUCUGCUCGGGGCCGGAGCCCUGCCCCCGCCCAGCCUGGCGGUGGUGGCGUUUGUACCGCAAGUGUGAGCGUGUUGGCCGGAGGAUGGCUGUGCGCAGGGCACGCAGGUGGGUGGGUGUUGGUGCACACGCACGUCUCUGCGGGUCCCCGAGAGUGUGUUCCUGUGUCAUUCUCCCGGUCUGUCUGUCUCUUCCCCUCCCACCCCUCUGUGUGCCGUCUCUCCUCCUCUGGGUCUCCCUCUUUGUUUGCCUACGUCUCCUCAUUUGGUUGCACCCCAAUCCCUCACCCGGGGCCCUCCCUGGGCCCCCGCCUGUGUGAGCCGGGGCGGGGCAGAGGCGGGGGCUGCGGCCUGGAUCCCACCUCUCAAGAGCCCGGUCUGCCCAGCGGAGGUGCCUCGUCCGGUGGCCUGGGCCGGCCAGCCUGGCAACAGGGCUGGGGCGCCGGGCAGGGCCGGGAGCCUGGGCCGCCAGUUUUGGGUCUGGCUCACUCAGUGCAAUAUUGAUGGCCCGUCAGGGCAGCCCUGAUUCCUGCGCUUUCAGUUAAAAGGUUUCUGUUGUUGUAGCUUAUGCAGUUGCUCUGUUGCUAUGGAAACGUGACAUCAAAAUGACGUUUCCCGUUUAAAAGCUUUUAACUAAAUUCCUGCCUGUCAGAUGUAGGCCCCAUUUUGAGCGAGGAGCUGCCUUCCAGGAGCGGGGCUCCCGCCGCCGUGGUGCGCAGGCCCCACGCGGCCCGGCCCGAGCGCGCUCUGUGACCCCGCAGGUGCCCCCGGCAUGGCAGCGGCCGAGGUGCCCGGCUACCUCGUGUCCCCGCAGACAGAGAAGCACCGGCGGGCCCGCAACUGGACGGACGCGGAGAUGCGCGGCCUCAUGCUCGUCUGGGAGGAGUUCUUCGACGAGCUGAAGCAGACCAAGCGCAAUGCCAAGGUGUACGAGAAGAUGGCCAGCAAGCUGCUGGAGAUGACCGGCGAGCGCCGGCUGGGCGAGGAGAUCAAGAUCAAGAUCACCAACAUGACCUUCCAGUACAGGAAAUUAAAAUGCAUGACAGAUAGCGAGUCCGUCCCGCCCGACUGGCCCUAUUACCUAGCCAUUGAUAGGAUUCUGGCCAAGGUCCCCGAGUCCUGUGAUGGCAAACUGCCGGACGGCCAGCAGCCGGGGCCCUCCACGUCCCAGACCGAGGCGUCCCUGUCGCCGUCUGCUAAGUCCACCCCUCUGUACUUACCGUAUAACCAGUGCUCCUACGAAGGCCGCUUCCAGGACGAUGGCUCCGCCAGCUCCUCCAGCUUACUAUCCCUUAAGUUCAGGUCGGACGAGCGGCCCGUGAAGAAGCGCAAGGGACAGGGCGGCCACUUGCAGAGGAAGAAGCUGCGGCUGCUGGAGACGAUGCUGGAGGAGCAGCGCCGGCUGAGCCGCGCCCUGGAGGAGACGUGCCGCGAGGUGCGCCGCGGGCUGGACCAGCACAGCCUCCUGCAGGCGCAGGGCCUGCAGCUGCAGGAGCGCAUGAUGAGCCUGCUGGAGAAGAUCAUCGCCAAGUCCGGGGUCUAGGCCGCCCGCCGGCCCCCCGCCGCUCCCGGUCGGGCCUUCCCUCCCAGCGGGCCGGGAGCCCCCAGAGCCUCAGUCUCCAGCAUUAAAGCCCCCCGGACACGCGGCCGGGGCCCCGGGCUCACUGCAGGGUGGCUCCCGGGAAGAGCGUCCCGGAAUCUGCUCUCCAGUAUCGUCCCUGUCGACGGUACUCGGAACAGCUUUCGAUGUUAAACGUGUCAUUUUCAUCACUGCCUGGAAGCGGAGGUCACGGUGCAGCCUUGGAGGGAGGCGGCAGGCGGUCCCUCUCAAGACGAAGCAGGUGGACGCAGCGCGGGGGCGGGUGUGUCCCCCUCCCUGGGUCUGCUGCAUCGGCCCCGAGAGCCUCGGACACCCGGGCCAACCCCAGAGGCCCGCACCGCCUUCAGCGGCCUUUUCAUCUGUCCCUCCAGGACGUCGGGCAUCCCGACGGCGCUAAUAACAGCGGUGACCCUGCCCGCUGGGGACAUCCUGCCCUGUUCCACCGUCUCUGCCCAGGGACGCGGCGGGGACGAGACGAGGCCCAGCCUCGGGGAGCUGACACUCGGGGGGCAGGCAGGCGAGUGAGUGGAGAAGCCGGGUAACAGCGGGUUGUGAAAGUGCUGGCAGGGCAGGGCUGGGCUGGACACGGGCGCACAUAGCCGGCAGCCGUCCAGGAGCUGCCUCCCCGGGAGGGAGAGGGGCUGGGGGUGGGAGUGUCAGCACUGCCAGAUCUGCCGGCAGGAAAACCCCUCCAGAGCCCCCGCACCCCCCGUUCCUCCUGAGUCUCAUCCGGGCCCAGGUGGCUGAAAGGAGGCACCACAGGAGAGCUGGGGGUUACAUUUUGUUCAGGGCCUCCCAGGGGACGUAGCCUGGGACGCCGCCACUCCGUAGCUCUGAGGACGCUCUUCCAAAAAAGUGGGGAGAAAGGAGCCUCUUGAUAUGUGACUUCUGGUAGGAGAUAUGGCAGUCAGGUCCCAGUAACAGGUCACAGCUAGUCACAAAGAGCAGACGUCUCAGUUAAUGGCUGUAGCGCUUUUCUCUGUGUGGGAAGAACCGGAUUCAUUAAAACUCUU
Messenger RNA from Balaenoptera musculus (blue whale), 3191 nucleotides. RefSeq names its product Myb/SANT DNA binding domain containing 1 (gene MSANTD1). NCBI's taxonomy places the organism in Eukaryota, Metazoa, Chordata, Mammalia, Artiodactyla, Balaenopteridae. Gene Ontology annotation, cellular component: nuclear body. Bases 1351 to 2121 code for a protein of 256 amino acids. The transcript is spliced from 3 exons. Gene Ontology annotation, biological process: positive regulation of DNA-templated transcription. The record is from RefSeq and is a predicted model, not a curated record.